This is a messenger RNA of Cyclopterus lumpus (lumpfish), 1139 nucleotides long. RefSeq lists its product as uncharacterized. The record is from RefSeq and is a predicted model, not a curated record. Lineage: Eukaryota; Metazoa; Chordata; Actinopteri; Perciformes; Cyclopteridae. The transcript has 6 exons. Bases 127 to 747 code for a protein of 206 amino acids.
GGCUGUUUGUCUGCGUGAAGCUGGCAUGUCCUCUCGUUCCCCUGCAUCUGGUCCUCAUUAGCAGAGCCGAGAGUAUAAAGCAAGGAGCUGACAGGGACUGGAAACACUCGAGUUCCUGCCUGGAUCAUGGGGUUUACUAUCUGGCUGUGCGUGCUCUGUCUGCAGGCAAGCCUGCUCUCACACGCCCUCGACUGCUCAGGAGCAACACAGGGAGAGCUGUGUGUCAGGGGACAGACCGCAGACGGACAGUAUGAUGAUCAGAAGCAGCAGAGGGCGCUACCAUUAACUGAAGAACUGGUUUUGUUCAGACGUAAGAGACAGUUGGAGCGGAGGGGUCCCACCCACCUGAGCCACUCCAGCCUGCCCGGGGCCUUCUCUGUCAAAGGCUUCCCUAACACUCUCACCCAGGCUGAUAGGUCCAGGCGGCACUUGGUUCAAGCUGCGAGUAAGAAAAAGAACAAGCGUAAAUCCCGCCUUGGCUCCUUCUCCCUCCUUAGCAACGACAAGAAAUCCAACCCCCUACAGGUGACUAGAGCAAGAAGACAGGUGAAGGCCGAGCCUCCCAAGAGGAAUUCAGGCCGAUCUGGGGCCUUCUCCGUCCUGGGAGAUCCACAGAAUGAUGGACAGAACGACAGACCCAAAAGAAGCAUACAGAAGGACGAGUGUGUAAUGGCAAUUUUAUAUUCUGUGUUGUAUUUCAGUGAACACUCUGAUAUUGUGCAUACUGACACUGCCUGCAUUGGGUAACUUGUGGGUCAUGCAGCAGCUGCCUUAGUGUGCACAGUCCCCUCAAAAAACAUGUAAACAAAAAAUGAAGAUUGGUGUGAAAAUUGGACAUUUGGAAUAAGAAUUUCUGUGUGUGUUUGGUUUAAAUCAUUUUGGUGCGCGUGUCAAUCAUUACUGUUUCAAAUGUAAGCUAGCUUACUUUUCUCAGCCAGCCUGCGGAUGCUUUUUAUACACUAUUUCAAGUCUCUAAUAUAUUCCUGCAUGUUAUAAAAUCAAGUAAAAAAUGAUCCAAUAUUAAUAUUAUAGUUUGCCAUUUUGUUCUAACCUAUUUAAUCACAGAUUCCUUAUGAAGAUUGGGGUUAUAUUUUUGCAGAAAUAUUUCUUGUGUUGUAUCAUAUUUCAAUAAAAGUUUC